Molecule: messenger RNA, 814 nt
Organism: Populus trichocarpa (black cottonwood)
Lineage: Eukaryota; Viridiplantae; Streptophyta; Magnoliopsida; Malpighiales; Salicaceae
Product: 40S ribosomal protein S11
Exons: 6
Coding region: 115-594 (159 amino acids)
Biological process (GO): translation
Cellular component (GO): ribosome; cytosolic small ribosomal subunit
Molecular function (GO): structural constituent of ribosome
Source: RefSeq, a predicted model, not a curated record
GCCCAUAGCAAGUAUAAAACGCACACACCACUCAUCCUCAUUUAGCCGCCUAGGGUUUUUCAACUUGUACUCCUCUCUCAGCAAAGCAGCAGCAGCACAUCAACAACCACAACCAUGGCUGAGCAGACGGAGAAGGCAUUUUUGAAGCAGCCCAGGGUUUUCCUGAGCUCGAAGAAGUCUGGAAAGGGGAAGAGGCCCGGAAAGGGAGGAAAUAGGUUCUGGAAAAGCAUUGGACUGGGAUUCAAAACACCCAGAGAUGCUAUUGAAGGAACAUACAUUGAUAAGAAAUGCCCAUUCACUGGCACUGUUUCUGUCAGAGGACGUAUCUUGGCUGGUACUUGCCACAGCGCAAAAAUGAACAGAACCAUUAUUGUUAGGAGGAACUACCUUCACUGGGUCAAAAAAUACCAGAGAUAUGAGAAGAGGCACUCAAACAUCCCAGCUCACAUCUCCCCCUGUUUCCGGAUCAGAGAAGGAGAUCAUGUUACCAUUGGUCAAUGCAGGCCAUUGUCCAAGACAGUGAGGUUCAAUGUGUUGAAGGUCAUCCCAGCAGGAUCUUCUGGUGGUGCAAAGAAGGCUUUUACAGCAAUGUAAGAAGCUGGCUUCUCUAAUGAUGUGAUGGUGCCGGAAUUUAAUAGACCUAUAGGCGAUGACCUUCGCUGUUUUAUCAGUCUUUAGAUUUAAUUGAAUGUAUGGAUGCUGUUCUUUUCUUUACUGUUCUCUUCUUUAUGAUAUCCUAGAUUUUGUUCUGUUACUGUUACUAUCGAUGGAAGAUCCAGAUUUGCAAUUUUGAGGAUAUUUAUUGUUUCGUUCU